This is a messenger RNA of Monodelphis domestica (gray short-tailed opossum), 515 nucleotides long. Its product is annotated as alpha-hemoglobin-stabilizing protein-like. The record is from RefSeq and is a predicted model, not a curated record. Gene Ontology annotation, biological process: protein stabilization; erythrocyte differentiation; protein folding. Gene Ontology annotation, cellular component: cytoplasm. Lineage: Eukaryota; Metazoa; Chordata; Mammalia; Didelphimorphia; Didelphidae. Gene Ontology annotation, molecular function: hemoglobin binding.
UUUUGCCCAGUCACACAAACUGACCCAAGAAAGCAAGGUGAAACAUCUAGAAGAAGGCUAUAGUUGCAGGAAGAUGGCUCUUCAGUCAAAUCAGGAUGUUAUUUCCUCAGCAAUGCAGGAGUUUAACAAAUUACUGAAUCAGCAGGAUUUCACAUAUGCUGUAAUCUCUGAGAAAGACAUGGUUACCAUUGUGGACGACUGGAUGAACUACUACCUUUCAUUCUUCUCACAAAAGAUGUCAGGGGAUCAACAAGAACAGGAGAGAGCCAUGCAAAAACUUCAAGAGGAGCUUCGGUCUUCUGCCAACCCCUUCCUGGACAAGUACAGAGCCUUCCUAAAAUCCCUUUGAGUCUCCCCAUGUCUCCCAUUCCUGUCCCAUGUUUUUAUUUCUAAGAUAUGCCCAAUACUGAACCCUCUAACAAUCUUUUCCUCUCCCCUGAAACCUUGUUGUAUCUCAAUUUCCUCCAACCCUAAAGGAUAUAUACUUCAAUAAAUACACACAUGGGAAUAUCUGA